This is a messenger RNA of Cyanistes caeruleus (blue tit), 543 nucleotides long. The record is from RefSeq and is a predicted model, not a curated record. NCBI's taxonomy places the organism in Eukaryota, Metazoa, Chordata, Aves, Passeriformes, Paridae.
CUGGAAUUCGUGGAUUACGUGUUCCACGGGGAGCGGGGCCGGCGGGAGACGGCGAACCUGGAGCUGCUGCUGCAGCGCUGCAGUGAGGUGCAGCACUGGGUGGGCACGGAGCUGCUGCUCUGCGAGGGGCUGGGCAAGCGAGCCCACCUGCUCAAGAAGCUCAUCAAGAUCGCCGCUAUCUGUAAGCAGAACCAGGACAUGCUCUCCUUCUACGCCAUCGUCAUCGGCCUCAACAACGCCGCCGUCAGCCGCCUGCGCCUCACCUGGGAGAAGCUCCCAGGGAAAUUCAAGAAUCUGUUUCGGAAGUUUGAGAACCUGACGGACCCCUGCAGGAACCACAAGACCUACCGGGAGGUGCUGGCCAAGAUGAAGCCCCCACUCAUCCCCUUUGUGCCACUCAUCCUCAAAGAUCUCACCUUCCUGCAUGAAGGCAGCAAGACCCUCCUGGACGGGCUGGUCAAUGUGGAGAAACUGGUGGGUUCUGAGGGGGGAUGGGGCAGAGGGACCCCCAGGAUGGGGGCAGGGGAGAGGGGACCCCCCUGA